Messenger RNA from Oncorhynchus nerka (sockeye salmon), 924 nucleotides. RefSeq lists its product as uncharacterized. Gene Ontology annotation, molecular function: GTP binding. The coding region runs from base 1 to 924 and encodes 307 amino acids. NCBI's taxonomy places the organism in Eukaryota, Metazoa, Chordata, Actinopteri, Salmoniformes, Salmonidae. The transcript is spliced from 5 exons. The record is from RefSeq and is a predicted model, not a curated record.
AUGAAGGAUGAGGGUGGAAAGGAUAGGGCCACAAGCUGUAGCACUGGAUCAAAUGUAGACCCUUUGUUAACUAGACACCAGGCAAUUGAAAUUCAUCCAUUGGAUAAUAUCAAUGUUGACCUGAAUGAGGAGGGAACAGUUAGAAGAUGGACAGUAGGCACAAAUAAUCUGAAGGCAAACAAAACAGUGUUACUCAUGGGAGCGACUGGAGUGGGAAAAUCAACUCUCAUCAAUUAUAUUGCCAACUACAUCCUCGGGGUCAAUUUCGAGGACAACAAAAGAUUCCAAUUAAUCCCAGAUGAAAAAAAGAGUCAAACUGCAUCUCAAAGUACUGCCAUCACCGUGUAUGAAAUCUUUGGCCAUGAAGGGGACCGUGUUACUUUUUCAGUUACAAUCAUCGACACUCCAGGAUUUGGAGACACAAAUGGGAUUGAACAAGAUCAACUCAUUACUAAAAACCUUCAAGAAUUGUUUGAGUCAAAAAAUGGAGUGCACCAAAUUGAUGCCGUGUGUUUUGUUGUUAGAGAGGAUGAGGUUCGUCUCACCCUCACCCAACGCUACAUCUUUGAGUCCAUCCUUUCCAUAUUUGGAAAAGACAUUGAAAAAAACAUCCUGGCACUCAUCACAUUUGGCAAGGCAGCUCAAACCAAUAUCUCUGUCACGGCAGAUUUCCGGACCAAGAUGCUGCGUGGCACCGUGGCCAGGCCACAGGAUGUCGGAGGACACCAGGUUCGGCAUGAGGCACAGGGUAAAGUUGGGGCGUCGGGACGAGCAGAGCAGAAUGACAACCAGGACAACUAUGUUACCAGGGAGGACCAGUGCACAGCACAGCCCCAGGCUCAAAAUCAGAUGGCCCUAAUCCGGGUGGUGGUGUCCAAGCUGGAGGUGUUAGAGGAGUUAUGGUUCUCCACGGUCGGUGCUUGA